Messenger RNA from Chenopodium quinoa (quinoa), 1422 nucleotides. RefSeq lists its product as uncharacterized. The record is from RefSeq and is a predicted model, not a curated record. The transcript has 5 exons. Bases 1 to 1422 code for a protein of 473 amino acids. Gene Ontology annotation, biological process: DNA integration. Lineage: Eukaryota; Viridiplantae; Streptophyta; Magnoliopsida; Caryophyllales; Amaranthaceae. Gene Ontology annotation, molecular function: nucleic acid binding.
AUGAUGGAGGUAGUCAAAAAAGAGGUUCUUAAAUUGCUUGUUGCAGGAAUAAUUUACCCUAUCUCAGAUAGUAAGUGGGUUAGUCAUGUACAAGUAGUUCCAAAGAAGGGGGGUAUGAUCGUUGUCAAGAAUGACAAGGGUGAGCCAAUCGCCACUAGAACUGUUACAGGAUUUUAUAGACGAUUUAUUAAUGAUUUUUCAAAAAUCACUCGACCUCUAACUGAGCUUUUGGCCAAGGAUGCCUCAUUUGUAUUUACUGAUGCUUAUCUUAAGGCUUUUAACAGGUUGAAGGAAGCUUUGAUCUCCGCUCCUGUUAUGCAACCCCCAGAUUGGACACUACCAUUUGGGAUUAUGUGUGAUUCUAGUGACUAUGCGGUAGGGGCCAUUUUGGGGAAACAAAAGGAUGGAAAACUUCAUGUUGUUUAUUACUCUAGUAAAACUCUUAGCCCUACUCAAAUGAAUUAUGUCACAACUGAAAAAGAGAUGCUAGCGGUAGUUUAUGCAAUAGACAAGUUUCAUUCUUACCUAGUUGGUUCAAAGUUGCAAGAUUAUGACAUUGAGAUAAAGGACACGAAAGGGGCUGAGAAUGUCAUUGCAGACCAUCUUUCUCGCCUCCUCCUCAAUAAUGGGGACGGCGACGACCUCCCUUUUGAUGAUUCUUUCCCUGAUGAACAUUUAUUAACACUCUCUAAAAUUGAAUCACCUUGGUAUACUGAUUUAGCUAACUUCUUGUCCACAGGUCCUACGAAAACGGCCGCAAAGAUUUUACAAUGUGGUUUCUAUUGGCCAACUUUGUUCAAGGAUGUGUAUUCAUAUGUCAAGGCUUGUGAUUGUUGUCAACGAACCGGUAAUAUUUCAAGGAAGCACGAGAUGCCACUCAAUAACAUACUCGAGGUCGAGUUGUUUGACAUGUGGGGGAUAGAUUUCAUGGGACCAUUCCUCUCUUCCUAUGGAAAUCGAUAUAUUUUAGUAGUCGUUGACUAUGUCUCAAAGUGGUUUGAAGCAAUUGCUACUCCAACCAACGAUGCUCGUGUGGUAAGUAAGUUUUUCAAGAAAGUUAUUUUCCCUCGUUUUGGCUUACCACAUGUGUUGAUUAGUGACAGGGGAACACAUUUCUUAGAGCAUUGGUUCGAAGCGAUAUUGAAGAAAUAUGGAGUACAACAUAGGCUUGCCAUUGGCUAUCAUCCACAAACUAGUGGUCAAGUUGAAGUGUCCAAUCGAGAAAUUAAAUCUAUCCUAGAGAAAACGAUUGCAAGGACAAGAAAGGAUUGGUCGGUCAAGAUUGACGAUGCACUAUGGGAAUAUCGAACGGCUUUAAAAUGCCAAUUGGUGAACGACCAAAGAGUGAAGCACUAUCGAGCAGGUGAUCCAAUUGAUGAAAGAGUGGAGACUACACUCUCGACACCAUCACAAGAUAAUUGA